Messenger RNA from Nothobranchius furzeri (turquoise killifish), 1009 nucleotides. It is a transcript of the gene id3, whose product is annotated as inhibitor of DNA binding 3. Gene Ontology annotation, biological process: cell differentiation; negative regulation of transcription by RNA polymerase II; circadian regulation of gene expression. NCBI's taxonomy places the organism in Eukaryota, Metazoa, Chordata, Actinopteri, Cyprinodontiformes, Nothobranchiidae. Gene Ontology annotation, cellular component: cytoplasm; nucleus. Gene Ontology annotation, molecular function: transcription regulator activity; protein dimerization activity. The record is from RefSeq and is a predicted model, not a curated record.
UGUCAGCUCCCUGAAGCAACUCGGAACAGAAAGCAGAAGCAGGGACGCUCCGAACCCCACCCGAACCUACCAGCGUGUUGAUCUCUCUCCACCAUGAAAGCCAUCAGUCCCGUCCGCUCGGUGAGGAGCUGCUACCGGGCCGUGUGCUGCGUGUCGGACCAGAGCCUGGCCAUCAGCCGGAAUAAGCUGUCGUGCGUGGACGAGCCGGUGGGCGCGCUGUGCGACAUCAACGACUGCUACUCCAAACUGAAGGAGCUGGUCCCGAGCAUCCCGCAGAACAAGUCUGUGAGCCAGGUGGAGAUCCUGCAGCACGUCAUCGACUACAUCUUCGACCUGGAGAUGGUUUUAUCCAUAAAGACACAGACACGCGAAUUCUCCAAAGAAGAAGAUCAGCUGUGCCAUUAAUGAAGCUGGAUCCCUCAUGGUGCAGGGAAACACAUGUCUCCACUUCACUCCGGGCAAGAGGACAAGAGGGGCAGAAAGGGUGGGAUAGGUAUUUGGAAGAAAAGACAAGAGGAGGAGGUGGAGGGCUUUAAAAGAAAAAGAACAGAAAUCUGGAGAGGAGUGGAUCAACAGCAGUGCGUGAGCAACAAAACAGACUCAUUCUUUUGCUCCUGGAUGGACGGAUCGACACACCAAAGCAGAAGCCGGGACUGGAGCGUGGACCGUCUUCACCUGGACAUUCUUUAAAUGUAUAAAAUGUCUUUUUUUAAAGCAUUCCAGACUUUUUAUGGACUCAUGAACCAAGUCUUGCAUUACCUCGCAUAUUAACCCCCCAGAACCCUUUUCCCCCUCUAGUAAUGUAAAACAGGAUUCUAAUAUGUACAUAUAAGGCAUGAGUCUGUUUUUUAUGGGACCUUUAGUUCAUCCGAACUCUAUAAUAGAGUUUAUUCCAAACGUUUGUGGGGAUUGUUUUUAUUCCCACAGACACCUUAUGGGUUUCAUAAACCCGACAUUAUAAAAGAUUUCUUUGUAUGUAUGUUAACAAUAAAAAACAGUGAUAAUGUGA